AUGGGAGCUUUUCUAGACAAACCAAAGACGGACAAGUUUCUAGAAAAUGGGGAAGGUAACGGAAUUCGUUACGGGGUUGCAAGUAUGCAAGGUUGGCGUAUGGAGAUGGAAGAUGCUCACAUGGCCAAAACUAAUCUUGGUGAAACGUUAAAAGAUUGGUCUUAUUUUGCAGUGUUUGAUGGACAUGCAGGGGCUUAUGUGUCUGCCCAUUGUGCAGAGCAUUUAUUGGGCACUAUCAUGGCCACAGAAGAAUUUCAUGAAGAUGUUAUGAAGGCAAUUCACAAAGGGUUCUUAGAAUUAGACAACAAAAUGCGUGGCUUGCCAGAAAUGACCUCAGGUCAGGACAAGAGCGGUUCAACUGCUAUUUGUGCUUUCAUCUCACCACGUACUAUCUACAUUGCUAAUUGUGGGGACUCAAGAGCAAUGUUGUGUCGUGAUGGGGCACCAAUAUUUUCCACCCAGGACCACAAACCUGGAUUGCCCACUGAAAGAGAUCGUAUAGUAAAAGCUGGAGGUUCUGUAAUGAUCCAGAGGGUCAAUGGAAGCUUAGCGGUGAGUAGGGCGCUUGGUGAUUUUGAGUACAAAAAUGUCAAGGGAAUGGGUCCCUGCGAGCAACUCGUGUCUCCUGAACCAGAAAUAUUUGUUAGGGAAAAGGACGACAUGGCUGAUGAGUUCCUAGUCUUGGCUUGUGAUGGAAUUUGGGACGUUAUGAGCAACGAGGAUUUGUGUGCGUACAUACACAACCGAUUAUGUGUUACUGAUAAUCUACAAGAAGUUACCAGUCAAGUUAUUGACACCUGUUUGUACAAGGGAAGUCGGGACAAUAUGAGUAUAGUAUUAAUUGCUUUUCCUGGUGCUCCCACUCCAACUCCAGAAGCUGUGAUGGCGGAAAAAGAAUUAGAUGCUACUAUUGAAAGGCAUGUCAAAGAAACUGUAGAACAAAGUGAAGAUAGAACUUUUUAUCAAAUUUAUCGUAACCUAAUGUCAAUUAAUAUUGAUGGAUUGCCACCUGGAGGAGGAUUGGCUUCAAAGCGUACACUAAUUGAACAAAUUUUCAAGGAGCUCUGUCCUGAUCAUGCAGAAACUGUAAGUGAAAGUUGGGACGUUUACUUUUAA
Molecule: messenger RNA, 1116 nt
Organism: Psylliodes chrysocephalus
Lineage: Eukaryota; Metazoa; Arthropoda; Insecta; Coleoptera; Chrysomelidae
Source: the annotation of a GenBank genome assembly